This is a messenger RNA of Echinops telfairi (small Madagascar hedgehog), 1531 nucleotides long. RefSeq names its product forkhead box J1 (gene FOXJ1). Lineage: Eukaryota; Metazoa; Chordata; Mammalia; Afrosoricida; Tenrecidae. The coding region runs from base 125 to 1192 and encodes 355 amino acids. The transcript is spliced from 3 exons. The record is from RefSeq and is a predicted model, not a curated record. Gene Ontology annotation, biological process: regulation of DNA-templated transcription. Gene Ontology annotation, molecular function: DNA-binding transcription factor activity; sequence-specific DNA binding.
CACUCGUUCGGAGUCGUCGGCCUGGGGCCGCGAGAUGGACGCGCGCGUCCGUGCGGCCGCGUAACUGGAGCCGCGGGGGUCAGCCUGUGGAUGGUGACCUCCCCCUCGGAGAUCCGGCGCAGACAUGGCAGAGAACUGGCUGCGCCUCCCUGGUGCGGGGCCAGCGGAGGAGGCCCUGCCCGAGGGUGGCCUGGAGGAGCCCGACGCCCUGGAUGACAGCCUGACCAGUCUGCAGUGGCUACAGGAGUUCUCCAUCCUCAGCGCCAAGGCCCCCACCCUGCCCCCGGGGGGCGCCGACCCCCACGGCUACCACCAGGUGCCAGGCUCGGCUGCACCAGGGUCCCCCCUGGCUGCCGACCCGGCCUGCCUGGGGCCACCACACACUCCGGGCAAGCCCACGUCCUCGUGCACGUCCAGGAGCGCCCCCCCGGGGUUGCAGGCCCCGCCCCCGGACGACGUGGACUAUGCCACCAACCCGCACGUGAAGCCACCCUACUCGUACGCCACGCUCAUCUGCAUGGCCAUGCAGGCCAGCAAGGCCACCAAGAUCACACUCUCGGCCAUCUACAAGUGGAUCACGGACAACUUCUGCUACUUCCGGCACGCAGACCCCACCUGGCAGAUGGUCUGGGCCAGAGGAAGCCCCAAAAAGGAACACAGUGAGGCCCAGCAGCUGCUUCAAGAGUUUGAGGAGGCCACUGGGGAGGUGGGCUGGGCGGGGGGCGACAGCAGGCCUGGGCACAAGCGCAAGCAACCACUGCCCAAGCGGGUGGCCAAGGUCCCCCGGGCGCCCAGCACCCCACUGCUGAGCCAGGAGGAGCAGGGCGAGCUGGAGCCUCUCAAAGGUAACUUUGACUGGGAGGCCAUCUUCGACGCAGGCCCGCUGGGCGGGGAGCUGGGCUCACUGGACGGCCUGGAGCUGAGCCCGCCGCUGAGCCCCGCCUCCCACGGCGACGUGGACCUCACCGUCCACGGCCACCACAUCGACUGCCCCACCACCUGGGGACCCCUAGUGGAGCAGGCUGCCGACAGCCUGGACUUUGAUGAGACCUUCCUGGCCGCCUCCUUCCUGCAGCACCCCUGGGACGAGGGCGGCAGUGGCUGCCUGCCCCCCGAGCCCCUCUUUGAGGCCGGGGAAGCCAGCCUGGCCACUGAGCUGCAGGACUGGACCAGCGUCGGUGCCUUCUUGUAAGAGGCCAGGCUCCGUCCACCUCCGGACAGUGCCCACCAGGGCCCAGAACUGCCCCCCCCAACACAGACCCUUGGACACCCCUCCAUGCAGGCAGGGGCUGUGCCAGGUCUCCUGAGGCAGGCCCCAAGAGGCCUCACCAUCAAAUUCAAGCCAGGAGGCUGAGAACAGGAGGCUCCCAGCCCCCCACAUACAGUGUUUCGUCCCUCCCCUCAGGGACUGGCCACAGGACCCUGUGCUGCCCGCUGCCCGAGCAAACGAAGGUGAUAGGGGGUGGAGGGGUGGCCAGCCGGGAAGAACAGCACUGGGCCACCUUCCCCAGAGAACCCCCUCCUCGAUGCC